GUCAGAAAUUCGGAGCUUUGUAGCUUCUCUGUGCCUUCACUAUAAUGGCGGCAAUAUCCUCUGUUCAAUGCUUAUUCUCUUGCAAUUCUCAUCAUCAUCAAGGCGACCAGAGUGGGUCGCUUUGGAGAUUGGGUUCUAGGGUUUUAGUAUCUUCGAGUCUAUGGAAGCUUUCUCUGUUCUCUGGAUUCAAUUUGAAGCGAAGGAGAACUUUGAUCUGUGCAGUCAAGGGAGAUCCAGAAGAUGCGUUUAAGAAGACUGUCGAAAUCGAUAGGAUGAUUGAUGCUCUUAGAGAUGCAAACCCUAGACAAGUUGAGAAGAUUGUUGUUGAAAAUAUCCUUGCUUUUGAUGAGAAGGACUAUGAGGAGUUAGCUACAACCGUAAUGACUAUAGUUGACUGCGUUGUGAAUAAGACUCGGGAAAAGAUAGAAACGUCUACUGAUAUUCUGAAAGGGAUUUUAAGACCGGCUAUAGAUGGAGUGGAAGAGAUUUCAUGGCCUCCAAGAGAUCCUGAAGCCAUCAAUCUAAUGGAAAAGGAAAUAAUACAACGAGAAAAAGAAGGGCAAUUAGAUGAAGGAUUUCUUUCAGAAGUUAGUGCUCAGCUCCGGCAGGUAAGUGCAAUAAUUUGCUUUGUUUCACUUACAAAUUGUUUUCAGGCAAAAGAAGAUAAAGACAAACCAGGGUUAUUGGCUAUGCUGCAAAAAGUUCUUCAACUCUAUUCUGCUACUAUCCUCUCCAAGCGUAGCUACGCAAAGAAAGGGAACGAAAUUGUUAAAGCUGAGCAUUUUCUCGAAACUCUGAUUAAAGCUCCUGAGGAACAAUGGAACAAGCUUUUCAUAGACGGAAACGAAUCGAGCGUACACUGAUUCGAACUGAAGGUGGUUCAUACCAGCAACGAAUCUUAACCGAGUAUCUCAAAGGAAUCGAGUCCAGGGCUAAUGAAAUUAUGAAAUUACU
This is a messenger RNA of Arabidopsis arenosa, 954 nucleotides long. NCBI's taxonomy places the organism in Eukaryota, Viridiplantae, Streptophyta, Magnoliopsida, Brassicales, Brassicaceae. The record is from the annotation of a GenBank genome assembly.